This is a messenger RNA of Chilo suppressalis (striped riceborer), 906 nucleotides long. NCBI's taxonomy places the organism in Eukaryota, Metazoa, Arthropoda, Insecta, Lepidoptera, Crambidae. The record is from the annotation of a GenBank genome assembly.
AUGCUGAUUCUGCUCUUCGUGAUAGUUGCUUCAGCGAAAACUGAGAAAAAUGUAGGAGAGAGAGCGUUUAACGCUUGCAGAGCAUACGGGCAAAGCAUGCUGGAAUGUCACAACGUUUUAUACCCGUUCACAAAAGUGAGAGUGCCCAUAGACUUCCUUCUGUAUCCCCACAUGGUACUGAUAGGAUUUCGUAUAGAUGAUCAAGAUAAUCCGGCUUGGAAAUGUGGCGGAACUCUGAUAAGCGAGAUGUGGGUUUUGACAGCUGCCCAUUGCAAAGAGGACCCGAUCAAUGGACCCGCGAGCGUACUGAGAGUCGGCACAGCCACUUUCGAGUUCGACGAGGUAGAUGAGUUGGCGCAGGAGAGGAAUGUUGCCCAAAUCGUUGUCCAUCCAGGUUACAGGCUACCUUCUAAAUACAACGACAUCGCUUUGAUGAGAGCCGAACCCACAUUCAUUCUCAGUCGGGAUAUAAGGAUCGCGUGCUUGGAAACACAGGACCAAACGAAGUACACGAAUUUGACAGCCAUCGGUUUCGGUGUUACCGCGGCGGGUUCUUUGCGAGGGAGUCAGACUUUGAUGAAAGUUGAUGUGGACAUUAUAGAAAAUACGGUGUGUAAUAAUACGAUGAAGUCCAUGAUCAGAAGGAAAAUUUUAGCCCGGGGAAUCGUUGAUGACCAAUUGUGUGCUGGAGAUUUGGAGCACGGUGGCAGGGACACUUGCCAAGGAGACUCCGGAGGACCUUUGCAGUAUAUGACUGAGAGAGUCGACUGUGUGAAUACUUUCCCUUUACAUACAGUAGUAGGCGUCACCUCUUUCGGCAGAGAUUGCGGUAGGAGGAUGGCUCCAGGCGUGUAUACCCGAGUUUCGAAGUACAUUGACUGGAUCGAAAAUAUUGUUUGGCCGUAG